Molecule: messenger RNA, 1413 nt
Organism: Tarenaya hassleriana
Lineage: Eukaryota; Viridiplantae; Streptophyta; Magnoliopsida; Brassicales; Cleomaceae
Product: protein STRICTOSIDINE SYNTHASE-LIKE 2
Biological process (GO): biosynthetic process
Molecular function (GO): strictosidine synthase activity
Source: RefSeq, a predicted model, not a curated record
AACCACAAAACAUAUUUACAAAAGCUUCUCCUCCAUUUUUUUUCCCAUUGAAAUCACAAAAUAUAUAUAUAAAAAAAAAUGAAGAAGCUCUGGUUCUUGGUGGCCACCAUGGCCGUUGCCCUUCUCUUCCACAUAUUUGGAUUCUCCGGCGAUAACCCAGUAGCCGGAGAAUCUUCUGUGACUGUAAAUUUCCCUGAUUUCGGUCUGAUUCCGACCACCGGAGCUCACGGUCCCGAGAGCUUCGCCUUCGACGUCUCCGGAGAUGGUCCGUUCACCGGAUUGUCCGACGGUCGGAUCGUCAAGUGGGUCUCCAACGAGAGCCGUUGGAUCGAUUUCGCAGUCACCUCUCCAUCUUCAAGAGACGGAUGUGAGGGGCCGCAUGAACAUGACCGUACGGAGGACGUGUGCGGGAGACCAUUGGGCUUGGGCUUCGACAGAUCUAACGGCGAUCUCUAUAUAGCGGACUCUUAUAUGGGCCUUGUUAAGGUAGGCCCACAAGGUGGUGUAGCCAAUCCGAUUGUGACACGUGUAGAUGACAUCCCCCUCACAUUCACCAACGCGCUGGACAUUGAUCCACGCGAUGGGGUUGUCUACUUUACCGACAGCAGUUCGGUUUUUCCUCGGAGGAAUCAUAUAUCAAUAAUCAUGAGCGGAGACAGGACCGGAAGGCUCAUGAAAUACGACCCACGUACCGAACAAGCAACUACUCUCUUACGCAACAUAUCAUUCGCAAACGGCGUCGUCUUGAGCCAAAACGGUGAUUUCCUCCUCUUCGCCGAGACAACUACGUGCCGGAUCCUACGCUACUGGCUCAACACCACGUCGUCCGAUCCCCGAGAAAACUACGAGGUUUUCGCCGAGCUCCCGGGGUUCCCCGACAACAUCAAGAGGAGUCCACGUGGCGGAUUCUGGGUGGGGCUAAACACGAAGCUUACGCGGCUGACGAAGUUACGCGGCUGACGAAGUGCGGCCUCGACCCCGUGGCGGGGGCGCGCGGCCAUGAGGCUGCCGGUGGACUGGAUGAAGGUGCAUGGGGUGUGGGCCGAGUACAGGGGCAAUGGCAUGGCCGUGAGGUUGAGCGAGGGCACUGGCGAAAUAUUGGAGGUUUUCGAGGGUAAAAAUGGAAAUAGGUUGAAGUCCAUUAGUGAAGUUGAGGAGAGGGAUGGGGUUCUUUGGGUUGGUUCGGUCAAUUCACCUUUCGCUGGGUUAUAUAAAUACAUGUAGAUGUAGUAAUUAAUGAACAUAAAUUAUAUAUAUACGAAAUUUUACGCCUUCCAUCAACAGUUCAGAGUUUCUGUUCUUUUUUUUUUUUACUGUCACCAAAAUAUUUAUGGAGUUGUAAUACUUAUUCCGUUUUGAAUCAAAUGUCACCCCGGAGUUACUUAUAGUUAUAGAUACGCAUAUCUUUGUAGA